Messenger RNA from Brassica rapa (field mustard), 2830 nucleotides. RefSeq lists its product as uncharacterized. The record is from RefSeq and is a predicted model, not a curated record. NCBI's taxonomy places the organism in Eukaryota, Viridiplantae, Streptophyta, Magnoliopsida, Brassicales, Brassicaceae.
CGUUAAAAAUACUUUUGAAAAACAAAUUCUUUUUUUUUUGCGAUUAAAAAAUCUUAUUUUUGUGAUUAAUACAAUUUUUAUUUUAAAAAUAUAAUAUAAUUCGAUAAUAUUUUAUUUCUUUUUCUAAAAGAUACUGAAUCUAAAAUGACACAAUUCUAUUGGUUGGUGAACAUACAUGUUCAUUUAGGGGGUGAAUCCAAGAAUAAUUCCUAUUUGAAACUGUUUUUUAUUAGCUUUGUCCAAAAAAACUGUUUUUUUAUUAGCCAAAGAGAAUGUGAUCGAUCUUGGAAAGCGUAACUCUAUUCAGUUUAAAGAACUUCCAAUUUUCUCAUUGUGAAACUAAUUUUCUUCUUCUCAGCUCAAAUCCAUUUUAUUAUAUCCUUUUAUGCCUAUAAUCGUACUUCAACUAUGAUCACCACAAGAUAUAUUCCUUAACAACACAAGAACUAAUAAAUCGAUGGCUAUUAAAAAAACUCUUUAAAAGAAAAACUAAUCUUACGGUAAAAGGUAAUUUCUCUUUAUGAGUUAUUUUUAGAAUGAACGAGGGACAUUGAUGAUUUAUAAAGAAGUACUUGUGAUCUUUCUGUUACAUGUUAGAGACUACAAUGUUUCUUUGAAGACUACAAUGUUACUUUGAACAAAACAAAAGAACGAUACUUCGAAUGAUGUACGUUCGAUUCUUGCUUUUCCACAUGUUACAUACAUGUUAUCAUAAGAAAUUACAAGUAAGGAAUGAUCUACAUUUUCCGCACAAUAAAAUAGAACUGUAUCAUUUCGCAAGGGUCUCAAUUCAAUUAAGUACCCAAAAAAAGGAUUAGCUCAGUUCAAAAAAGUCUCAAACUAAUUAAAGAGAAAACCAAAGAAGUAUCAAAUGUAUCAAAUUAUUAAAAGGAAGUUUUAUUUUUUCAUAAAUGCUAGUCCUGGUCAAAGAUCUUUAAAGGCAAGGGUAUAUGUUGUUAAGGGAUAAUGCAUAUGUUAAGUUGCUAAAUCACGAUAAAUCUGCUUAUAAGACUUUAUCUUCUUUCUAUUUUUAGCUUUACAUAGACUAAGACCAUAAAUCUCUCCUUCAAGAUCUCUUCUUACUAAACCUUUCCAGUUUUUUUUUUCAAGAUUUGUAUGCCUUAACGUAGCAUUAAAAGGAAAAAAAAAAAGAGAAAGAAGUUCCAUAAAAAUAUAUUGAACCAAGGAAAUUUCAAAAACAAAAGGUGAGUGAUCUCGAAACCCUAUGUUUGUUCUUUGGAGUCCUACGAGAAACAUGCAGUUUCCGUUAAUCCGCAAUACACUUUUUCAUCUUUAUCUAUGCAUAUGUUUUGUUUUGUCUCCACAAACAUGUCUAAUUGGUUUCUCUUUUUACUUAAAUAUUUCAAAACUUUCAAUUUUUUUUGUGGGGGAUAAAAUAAACUUUGCUCUCCAAAAAAAUCAUUUUUAAGAGUCUAUAAGUUAAAAAAAGCCUUGUGUUACUUAGUCUGAUCUUGUUUGUCUCUUUCUUGUCUGAAAAGCUUUGAGACUGUUUUCAUAUUGUUUAAAAUCUAUAAGUAGCUUUGGCUUAUUGUUCUUUUGUAAAGGACACACAGAAGAAUAAAUUCGAAGACAAAAAGAGAGAUAGAUGGAAAGUAAUGGUGGAGCAGGAGAAGUAAGAAGAGUGAGAUUAGUUUAUUUCCUCAGCCGUUCCGGUCAUGUUGACCAGCCUCAUCUUUUGUCUGUUCAUCAUAUCUCUCGUAAUGGUGUCUUCCUUCGAGAUGUGAAGCGAUGGCUAGCGGGUGUACGAGGCGAUGCAAUGCCUGACGCAUAUUCUUGGUCGUGUAAGAGGAGAUAUAAGAACGGAUAUGUAUGGCAAGAUUUAUCGGAUGAUGAUCUUAUUACACCAAUCUCCGACAAUGAAUAUGUUCUAAAAGGAUCUGAGAUUCUUCUAAAACCUCCAAAGGAGGAUUCUCCUCAUGCGGCAAAGAAAGCUUGGGAGACAAGAAACGAUGGAAUAUCGGCUAAGACGAUCCACAAAGAAUCUCCGGUCUUCUGCUCUCAGAGAUCGACGGCUACAACGUCGACAGUCACUGAUGAAUCCACCACGAACGUAGAAGACGUGGUCGUUCUCAAGAAACCAGACAGGGAAAAAGUAUCCGGUGAAAGACACGUUUCGACGGGAAACGGGUCGGGUAACGUUAUAGAGUCGGGUCGACCCAGUGUAUCGUCCUCGACGUCGUCGUCUUCGAGUUUUAUUAAGAGUAAGAGCUAUUCGAGCUUGCGUGCCUCCCAUGUGCUAAGGAACUUGAUGAAGUGUGGUGGUAUGGACACAAACGAUGUCGUUUUGGUGCCUUUGAAUAAGUCUGCGUCUGGGGCUUUUGGUGCGGCUUGGGAAGAUGAACGCAGAUUCCAAUACCACCAACAGCAGAAUGCUCGGAAAAGCUUAGAAGGGGCAUGGAGUGGCAUAAAGAUGAAAGAGACAAUUGAGUUAUGUAAACCAAAGGUGGCUUCAAGCAAGCCUACUAUGGCUCCAUUAUGCUCGCAAUGUGGGAAGUCAUUCAAACCGGAGAAAAUGCAUUCACACAUGAAAUUGUGUCCAAAGAUGAAAAUUCCAUCAGCGAGGACUGAUUUGAUGAUGGGAAAUAAUGUCGUUAAACCGAGGCAUCAACGGUGCAGAAACAUUCAGGGAAAUCCAUCAGGACAUCCACGUCUAGUCAGGACUAUUCUGAAAGAAUGAUGCUGUUUAGUUAUUGUUGAUUUUCUAGUUUAGCGAAUUUUUGUUUGAUGAAGCGCAAACCUUGUUAAAAAAUCAGGAGGUAUUUGGUCACCAUACACUGGAUUUGGAUAAUCUAAUUGAAUAUUUUAGUAA